CAUUUAUUUUGCGCAUCGCAUUGAAGUCAAUAAAGUCGGCAGUAUUAUAAAAAUUAAGCAUUUUAGUGAUAUGUUUACUGGCUCACAAGCCACCACCAAAUGGGUAGUGAACUGAAUGUAACGACAAGCGAAACCAGGUGUGCAGGCUGCAUGCUCACGAUCAUACCCGCCGCCAGUAAUGCCCGGGGCCCAGUUCUGUAAAAGCUGGAGCCUGUAUGUCAUCCACUUCAUUUUUAACAUCAUUAUUAUCUUUAUGAGUGUAGUAAGCAGGACAUGGAUUGGAAAUAUUAUAUCAAUUAUUUGGAAUUGGACGGGCGGUUGGUUCAGCUGGACGCGCCAGUCCGACACGAUGCUACGAAAUGUUGAGAAGAAAAUAUUGUCAUGUCUGAAGACAGCAUACAAGCGGUUUUAUGUGGACAUCGGUUCCGUAGUGGGACAGAGCGACAGGAUAUGGACCAUCUCCUUGAACGACGAGGCGCCGGCCACGCCUCUGGUGAUGCUGCACGGGAUGGGCGCGGGCGUGGCGCUAUGGUGCCCCAACCUUGACGCCCUGGCCGCUAAUAGGCCGGUGUACGCCAUCGACUUGCUGGGUUUCGGCCGCAGCUCCCGGCCCAAGUUCUCAACGGACGCAGACAAGGUGGAAGCGCAGUGGGUGGAGUCCGUGGAGGAGUGGCGGCGCGAGGUCAACAUCCGGCAGUUCAUCCUGCUGGGGCACAGCCUCGGCGGCUACAUCGCCACGGCGUACGCGCUUAAAUACCCUGACAGAGUACAACACCUCAUCCUGGCCGACCCUUGGGGCUUCCCCGAAAAGCCGGCGAACGUGCACGAAAAGUACCAGAUCCCCCUCUGGGUCCGCGCAGUCGCCACAGCUGUGUCCCCGCUCAACCCGCUAUGGGCCGUGCGCGUUGCCGGCCCGGCCGGGAAGUGGCUCAUUAGCAAGACCAGGCCGGACCUGUCCAGGAAGUACCUGAACUUUGUGCCCGACGCGGAGACGGUUAUACCGGAUUAUAUACACCAGUGCAACACGCAGACUCCUAGCGGUGAAAGCGCGUUCCACACAUUAAUGCACGGCUUCGGCUGGGCAAAGAACCCUAUGGUGAAGCGAGUGUCCAAACUGGACGCGAACCUUCCCGUCACCGUGUUGUAUGGCAGCCGGUCUUGGGUGGACAACAGCACGGCCCAGGUGCUGGCGGACCAGCGGCAGAGCCCUCACAAUACGUUCGUGCAAGUGAUCAACGGUGCCGGCCACCACGUAUAUUUAGACAAGCCCGAGCUCUUCAACAAGUACGUGCUCGAAGCGUGCGCGCGCACCGACGGACCCACCGACCCUUCCAGACUUGCGAUCGAGCCAGCGAGACCCGCAAUCGUACCCGCGAGACCCGAAAAUGAGCCGACGAAACCCGAAAAUGAGCCGACGAACCCCGAGCGGUCGCCCAAUAACACAUCUUCUUGAUCGUAGCCAUAUCUGUACUGCUAAGCACGGAGUGAGUGGUUAUUUGCUUUAUUGUAUCCUGACUACCGGUGUAUAUGUCGGCGGCCGAUCGUAAGAUCAGUCAGAUCGUAAUGUUCCUGUGUAAUGUUUUGACGAUAGUCACAUUAAACCAAUAUACAGGUAGGAUAGGUCCGUUAGGUUGCUUCAGAUGCCCGAAGGGCAAACUGCCCAGAAAUAGGAGCCCCAUUUAGUGGGGCUCCGUCGACUCAGAGAACGAGUCAAAGAUUUUUACGUUUCACGAUAUGCCUGAUCUUACGAUCGGCCGCCGACAUAUACAUAGUUAACACAUUGAUUGCCACUAAGUGCCACGGGUUACGCUCGUAGCGCGUAGCCACGGUUUUGCCGUAUGGAGCGCGUAGUCGCUACGAACAGUGUACCCGACAGUCGGGUUCUUGGCCCUGAAUAUGUUAAAGAAACCAACUGUAACUGUUAUCAGAUAUUUACUAAUUAUGAAAUCAGGGAACCCAGGAGGAAAACGGGUGCUGAAAAUACUGUCAUUUUUAACAUUUUGACGUCCAUGUAGGAGCCUGCAAAGAGGCAGAGCUUUGCUUUAAGAUUUGUUAUUGUAUUCUGCGGUGUUGAGCCUAAAUGUUGCAAUUUGAGAGAUUUACAAAGGCUGUCGUUGAAAUUUGAAUCUUCAUGCUCAGACAUUAAGGUUUUUUU
Messenger RNA from Cydia fagiglandana, 2155 nucleotides. It is a transcript of the gene puml, whose product is annotated as (Lyso)-N-acylphosphatidylethanolamine lipase. Gene Ontology annotation, cellular component: lipid droplet; mitochondrion. Gene Ontology annotation, molecular function: carboxylic ester hydrolase activity; lysophosphatidic acid acyltransferase activity. The record is from RefSeq and is a predicted model, not a curated record. Lineage: Eukaryota; Metazoa; Arthropoda; Insecta; Lepidoptera; Tortricidae. The transcript is spliced from 9 exons. Bases 179 to 1453 code for a protein of 424 amino acids. Gene Ontology annotation, biological process: phosphatidic acid biosynthetic process; lipid homeostasis.